CACGCUCCGUCAUUUCCUGUCUACUCCGGUGGCGGAGAAUAGCAGCCCAUGGAGUGAGUGAGCGAGCGAGCGAACUGGCGCCUUGCUGUAUUCAUGUCCGUCCGUUUAUAGCUUAGCAGAACUUGCCAAUCACGUACUACGUAUCCAUUUUGACAAUCUGGUCUAAAAUGGCAGCUAACAAGAACAAGAAUCAGAGCUCGUUGGCACUACACAAAGUGAUAAUGGUGGGCAGUGGAGGUGUAGGCAAGUCAGCACUAACAUUGCAGUUCAUGUAUGAUGAGUUUGUUGAAGACUAUGAGCCUACUAAAGCUGACAGUUACAGGAAAAAAGUUGUUCUGGAUGGUGAGGAAGUCCAAAUAGAUAUCUUGGACACUGCUGGACAGGAGGACUAUGCAGCCAUUCGGGAUAAUUACUUCCGCAGUGGGGAGGGUUUUCUCUGCGUCUUUUCAAUAACUGAGCAGGAAUCAUUUACAGCUACUGUAGAAUUUAGGGAACAAAUUCUCCGUGUGAAAGCAGAGGAAGAUAAAAUCCCAUUGCUUUUAGUUGGCAACAAGUCUGAUUUGGAAGAUCGGAGGCAAGUGUCUGUUGAAGAAGCAAGGAGCAAAGCGGAAGAAUGGGGUGUUCAGUACGUUGAGACUUCAGCUAAAACACGAGCCAAUGUAGAUAAGGUAUUUUUUGACCUGAUGAGAGAAGUGAGAGCAAAGAAAAUGUCAGAAAACAAAGACAAAAAUGGGAAAAAAAGCAGCCGGAACAAAAAGAGCCUCCGAGAGCGAUGCUGCAUACUGUGAUUUUUUUUUUGGGGAUCAAUUGACAGCAAUUUGAACUUGGGCACUUAACAUUCAUUUAGCCACUCAAUUUGUUUAUGAUUAAUCACUUUAUAGCAAAAUGGUGUUUUAUUUGAAAUAUUGAGUGGGUUCGUUGUCAAUACAAUGCUCUUUGAUUUAAGUGAGUUGUAUUCUUUAGACCUACUUGUAGGAUUUGUAUUUCUUUGCCUUUUUUCUUACAGGAGCAUUUUGGUUUUGAGCGAACUUAUCAAGCAGUAACAUGCUCCACCUUCCAUGUAGAUCUUUAGAUCCCCUUGUCCAGUUAACUGCUAACUAUUCAUAACCUCUCCUUUCAAAAUCAAUUUGGGAAGUAAUUAAAGGGCAGAUUUCUAAUACAUCAAAAGAAAACUGCAGACUUAUAAAAGGCAGCAUGCAUAAGCUGUUGUAUUACAGCUUGUGUUCAAAGUUUAAUUUGUCUUUUAAUGUGAAGACCUUAUGUUUAAAAUGACAUUUGAUAAAGUAGUUUGAACACUCUGAUCCUCUUUUACACAGCACCACACGUGGGCUUGCAGUACAACUAAAUUCUCAAUUUGUGCUAUUGUUGCACCGAAGGGCAAAUGAUUAAAACCUAGCUUUCUGAUGUAGUGCAAUCGAAGCCAGAUUUAUUAAAGCUACUCCUGGCUUUAACAAGUCCAGAGGUAAAAUUUCCCAAGUGUAAUAUGUUAUUUUCUGCUGUUUUAAUUAUGUAGAAAUCUUUUUGGAGGUGUUUUCUCUCCAUAAAAUUAAACCAUAAGUCUAAUUACCUUGAUAAAGAAAAUCUUGGUUUAUUUUUAGUCCUAGGCUUUUCACGAGCACAACUACUACUCUGUUCCAAGAACACAAUUUUGGUAUUUUGCACCCAAUAUAAUUAGUAGUUUUGUAGGUGGAGGGACUUACUCUACUGUCUCUAAGACUGUCAUGUUGCAUUCUCUACCUCCAUGAGUCGUAUUAAAAGUACUCGAGAUUAAGAUCUUCAGACAGAUCAUUGGCACUAAACAGUAUUCCAAGUCUGUUCACCUGAGCAGCCCAUGCAUUAGGGUAUUGGAUUGUGUGUCUGUCUGUUUUUAUGGUAAAGCAUUGGUGUGAAAAAAAGUUUGAAUAUUUGAGCUAAUUUUGCAAAUGACUGAGCACGUGAAUUACGGUGGCUAUUGUAGGUUUAGCAUUCAUACUUUUUAAAAACGUAUGUAGUCCUGUAUGGUCUUGUGGUAAAAGGUGAUGAAUAAAGAAGAAUUCUUUCAGAUGUUUUUAAGAACACAAAGUUGACCUGUGUGGAAUGGACCAAUAUCUCGCACUGAUUUUUAACAUUUGUAAAGAAACAAGAUUGGAUUGUUUGUUUUUAUGUAAAUCUUGUGAAUGACUUGUAUAAACCUUGGGCUAUUCUGACAUGUGUUUUUAACAACAAUUUCUGGAUGGAAGUGGGUUAUUACUGCAUUAAAACACUAGAAUAUUGGGACAGUACAGCAAUUGAUUUUCCUACAUUUGCCUUAACACACAUUGCAUGUAAAUUGAACUUGCCCCCUUUUUUGUUUGUUUGAUUUGUAGAUAACAUGACUGAAUUUGUGAUUUAAUGCAAUGUUUAUGUUGAGCUGAAUAGGUUGGAGUUCCAUGCCAAUAAUAAACUGGUAUUGUAUUUGCCAAAAAAUAAUAGCUACUCGGAUUGUUUACAUUGCCUAACAAAUUGAAUAAUUGAGAUGGAAAUUUCCUGAUUGAGACAAACCUAAAUAUCAUGAAAAUGUGAAAUAUUUCAACAUGAAUUAUGAAUAAAACCAGUAACAUGACUAA
This is a messenger RNA of Chiloscyllium plagiosum (whitespotted bambooshark), 2585 nucleotides long. RefSeq names its product RAS like proto-oncogene Ba. Gene Ontology annotation, molecular function: GTP binding; GTPase activity. Gene Ontology annotation, biological process: signal transduction. NCBI's taxonomy places the organism in Eukaryota, Metazoa, Chordata, Chondrichthyes, Orectolobiformes, Hemiscylliidae. Gene Ontology annotation, cellular component: membrane. The record is from RefSeq and is a predicted model, not a curated record.